Messenger RNA from Xylaria bambusicola, 405 nucleotides. RefSeq lists its product as uncharacterized. The record is from RefSeq and is a predicted model, not a curated record. Lineage: Eukaryota; Fungi; Ascomycota; Sordariomycetes; Xylariales; Xylariaceae. The transcript has 2 exons. Bases 1 to 405 code for a protein of 134 amino acids.
AUGAGUUCGAUGUGGCUCAAAGCUGCGGGUAUUCACGUUGUCCACCUGAUCCUCCCUAGCUUAGGACAAUCUUGCCAUGGGCCGAUCGCCACAAACAUUACAUCCUCUCUCACACGGGUGUCAAAUACCGAAUGCAACAUUCGACGGAUCUCAGAAUACAAGGCAUCGGCACCCAAGAAAAUUUCCAGUGGUACAGCGCAGUUCCACGUAUAUGACUUGACCGCGUCCGGAAAUUUUCCGAAGUCGCGCAACCCGGCGCGGACACUGAAUGGCCAGGUCGCCGGAGAUAUAUGUCAGAAAUGUAAGGAACUCCGCUUUCGCAGCGACACUUAUAACCCGCGCUAUAAGGGGCGGAGGAAAAGACAACCAGUCCAAAAUCCCAAUAUUACGACCAAACCCGAGUGA